CCUCAGGCUGGAAGUGACAGGCGUAGACGUCGGAGAGCCGAGGCGGUGGCCAUUUCUGGAGCCCGAGGUAGCACUUGCGAGGGAGGGAGGACCCAGGGCCUCCGGAUAGGGCUGCAAUGGCGGUGAGUCCCACCGGGCCGCCCCAUCCCGCAGCUCGCUAAAGAUAGCCCUUCACUUCCUGGGGUAAAACCACCCCCAACCGUCUUCAUGCACUGAGAAUAACUGAAGUCCCCAGCUCGCUCUCCAGGCUCCCAACCCUGUUAUCACCUGUCCCCGGGUCCUGCGCGUGAGGCAUGGAAAGCGCUUUGGAAUGACACGAUCACUCCCGUUGAGUGGGCACCCAAGAAGCCAUCGGGAAUGUCGUGUCCGCCCAGUGCUCUUUCGGCGCUUCCCAGCAAGGCUUUGCAGCCCUAGCCCAGAAAGGGGCCUUGCCAAGCUUUUCCUGCCCCUAGGAUCCUCUCCUUUCUGAGCUCUGGUUACUCUCACUGCGCCAGGGCAGAGAUCAGGGGUUUGCCAGUGAUCUGCUGCAUAGUGCUCUACUGUGUCAGCUUUAGUCCCCAUUAAAGAAAAGAGAAAAGGGUUAUCUAAGUUACAGUGAAGUGAAGACAUUCAGGAGCCCUGGUGGGACAGAGGAAAGAGCUUUCUCACUGGUAGAGGAGAGGGAUGCUCAAAGAACUGUUUUUAAGCUGGGUCUUCUCAUGGUAACGUUGUUUAUUUGACCCGCAAUGGCUGGCUGCCUAAACCAGGAAGUGUGAGGAUCCUUGUUAAAGUGCUUCAGGUUAAAGGAGAAAUAUUAAAAGCUUCUGGAAACCAUCAUGAUGGUUCUAAUUCCUCAAGAUUCAAGAGGAGAAAACCGGCAAUUCUAUCGGAACGGGCAUUUAUUAGGAAUAAACACAACUCAUAUCUCAAAGGAGGGAACGCUUGCAAAUAACCUGAAACUGGAGAACACAAAUUCUUUAAAAUGUGACUUUUUUCAGUAGGUCAUGAAAGUGGCUUUCAUGUUAGCUGCCCUAUUUCAGUGAGAAUCCACUUGGAACUUGUGACGUUUUGAUCAUGUGUAAAUGGAGGAAGUGAAACGUUAUCACAAAUACAUAAAUGUAAGACUUCGAUUCUUUCCCUGGUUGCUACUGUGGGCGACGGCGAAAGAACCCUAGGCCCGGAGCGGACCCCGAGAUUUCGGACCCGGGGCCGGGCCAGGCUGGUUGGUCACGCGAUGGGAGCGACGGGAUCAUCGGUCUAGCGCACCUGUCCGCUCGAGUGUCGCAGCCUGAGCCCCGCCCCAACAAGUUGGUCCCCCGCCGGAAGUUCGGCCUCGACAUUUUGCUUCCGGUUCCUCGCUUCCGGUCCCGUCCAUUCCUUCCGGUCGCCAUGCGCCUUGGGUUGGAGGAGACGCUGGGAGCCCUCAACGCGGCCUUGGGGCCUGGCGGCCCAGUGUGGUUCAAGGAGACACGCGCCCGCCACCUGCGUGCCCGAGACUUCUUGGCACCACGGCGCGCUCUGCGGGCGCGCUUCGGGGAUGACGAGCAGGUGCCCGAGCGCGUGGUUCACGCCAUCGUUGCCCUGCAGGGUCCCGGUGUGGCCCCAGUACUGCGCUGCGCAGCGACCCCUGCGGGGCUGGCGCUCCAGCUGCAGCGGUCCGCGGUUUUCGAGCGCGUCCUGGGCGCCGUGGCUGCCUAUGCCGCGCCCACCGUCCCCCCUGCACCGGGCCCGCGUGUCGUCCUGCACUGCCCGGCGCUGCGCGGCAGCCCCUGCGCCCUUCGCCUGAGCCAGCUGCGUGCCGUGCUCGUGGCCGACCACCUGGCGCGAGCUCUGCGCACUCACAGGGUGAAUGUGCGCCUAGUGCCCGCCGUUCGGGACCCGCACAUGCCGACCUUCCUGCAGCAGCUGCAGGUGGACUGGCCCGCGGCCUCAGAGAGAGCCGCGUCCGAAGCCCUGAGGAACCGCGCGCUUGCAGAGCUCAUUCCUGCCCGGAACGCGGAAGCCCUGCCCCCUGGCGCUCUGGGCCGAGUGUGCCUGAAGGAGCUGGUGGACGAACGGGGACGCACAGCUGGCUAUGACCCCAAUCUGGACAGCUGUCUGGCAGUGACGGAGGAUCUGCUCUCUGUGCUGGCUGAGCUUCAGCAAGCUGUGCAGGAUUGGGCUGAGGACAGCUGCCUAGGCCUGGCUGGGGCCCCAGAUGCUGGUGCAGAUAGCUGCAUGGUUGUGCAUGUGGUGAGCUGUGAGGAGGAGUUCCAGCAACAAAAGUUGGACCUGCUUUGGUGGAAGUUGGAUGACCAGGCUCCCCUCAGACAGAAGCACCUGGUCUGUGGCCCAGUGAAAGUAGCUGGUGCACCCGCCACCCUGACUGCCCCUGAGUACUACGAGCUCCGACAUGCCCAAGUGUGCAAGGCCUCAGCACUGAAGCAUGGCAGGGACCUGGCACAAGACCCAGCCUGGACAGAAAUCUUCAGUGUUCUCUCUGUGGCGACCAUUAAGUUUGAGAUGCUCAGUACAGCCCCUCAGAGUCAGCUUCUCCUGGCCCUGGCUGACAGCAGCAUUUCCACAAAGGGCACCAAAAGUGGCACUUUUGUCAUGUAUAAUUGUGCACGUCUCGCCACACUCUUUGAGGGUUACAAGUGCAGUGUGGAACAAGGUCUGUACCCCACUUUCCCACCUGUGAGCAGUCUGGAUUUCUCCCUGCUACAUGAUGAGGGUGAGUGGUUGCUGCUCUUCAAUAGUGUCCUACCCUUCCCAGACCUGCUGAGCCAGACUGCAGCCCUGGCCUGCACAGCCCCAGGACUCCACAUCGCUGUGCGCACAGAGAUGGUGUGCAAGUUCCUGGUACAGCUCAGCAUGGAUUUCAGCUCAUACUAUAACCGGGUACACAUCCUAGGGGAGCCUCGACCACACUUGUUUGGUCAAAUGUUUGCCCGUCUGCAGCUUCUGCGGGCCGUGCGUGAAGUGCUCCACACUGGGCUGGCCUUGCUGGGUCUCCCUCCACUGAGUCACAUCUAAAGCCACAGAGGCCCCAGUAUCUGGGAAUGUCCACAAAGUCAUCAACUGAAAGGAAAAAACCCCAGAGAUUUUGUUAGAGACCUGGAUCCAAAAUAAAUUGCUUCUGUGACAAAG
Molecule: messenger RNA, 3108 nt
Organism: Hippopotamus amphibius kiboko
Lineage: Eukaryota; Metazoa; Chordata; Mammalia; Artiodactyla; Hippopotamidae
Gene: DALRD3
Product: DALR anticodon binding domain containing 3
Exons: 12
Coding region: 1369-2994 (541 amino acids)
Biological process (GO): arginyl-tRNA aminoacylation; tRNA C3-cytosine methylation
Molecular function (GO): tRNA binding; arginine-tRNA ligase activity; ATP binding
Source: RefSeq, a predicted model, not a curated record